Molecule: messenger RNA, 2868 nt
Organism: Rasamsonia emersonii CBS 393.64
Lineage: Eukaryota; Fungi; Ascomycota; Eurotiomycetes; Eurotiales; Trichocomaceae
Exons: 7
Coding region: 1-2868 (955 amino acids)
Molecular function (GO): protein binding
Source: RefSeq, a predicted model, not a curated record
AUGCAGAAGCGUAUUGCCGUCUGGGUCGUGCUGGCCCAUCAUCAGAUUGUUCAAAUGCUGGCCGACGCAGGAAGUAACCUGGACUGCGAUAAGCCUGGGGAGUGGUCGCCGUUAACCAUGGUUAUCGAUGACGGGUUUAUCAAGUUUGCCCAGAUCCUCCUUGAACACGAGGCCGAUAGCGAGGUGGAAGGACCUGACAACUGGACCCCUCUCCGUUACGCUGUCUCCAAAGGACGGGCAGAUUUAUGUCAACUUUUACUUGACAAUAGGGCCAAUGCAAAUACCAGAAGUGGAGGAGAUCCUUUACUGGUUGUGGCUGCAGCACGCGGAAACCUCGAAAUAGUCAAGCUGCUUGUCGAGAACCGUGCUCGAAUUAACGCUGUGGACUCUAUUGGUCGGACAGCACUAGUCAGGGCUGCAGACGAGGGCCAUGUGGCUGUUGUAGCUUAUCUUCUUGACAGCGAAGCCGAUAUAAAUCAUUCGGACAAAUAUGGCCAGACUGCGGUUAUUCUUGCUGCAGGCAGUGGGAGGCAUGAAACGCUACGACUGUUGUGUGACCGAGGGGCAGAUAUACACAAGGCCACCAGUGACGGCUGGACGGCUCUUGAUCUUUUACGUACAGACGCGGAGGCCACCCGAAUUCUGGUUGAGUAUCGCGGUGAUGUAAACAGGCUGGCAUACGGCGGGACCCCAUGCAUGCGAGCAGCUUGGAAUAAAUGGGUUGAACCCCUCAAAGUAAUCUUGAGCGCCAAACCUGACCUGGAGAUUCAAGACGAUGACGGGGACACAGCCUUGACUGUGGCCGUGAGAAACGGCUCCUCAGAGGAGGUGGUUCGUCUACUUCUAGAAGCUGGUGCGAACGUCAAUCAUCAGACGAAUUCCAAGGGCUUUCCCCUUCGCGAUGCUGUUGUGUCAAACAAAGUGAAGACAGUGCGCACAGUUUUGGAAUACCGCCCGGAUCUCAGUCUCAGGGACAGGAAUGGGGCUACAGCACUUCACUGCAUAACACGCUCGACGCCCGUGGAGAUUCCUAGACUUCUUUGCAACGCCGGCUCGAACCUUGAGGGCCUCGACAAGGACGGCACUUCAUCUCAAAGAAAGCCAAACUCAACAUCACUGGCGGGAAAUUCGGCGGCCCGCUUCAUAUUGCUUGCCGAGAUUCCAAUCACGAACUUGCACGAAUCCUUGUCUCGGAGUUUUAACCUGAUCGAUCCGCGUAUGGGCACGCCUUUGCAAUCAGCCUGUCUCCCGGCGUGGAACGGAACUGAACUGCAAGAGAAGACUAUCUCAUAUCUUAUCCAUGGUGCUAAGGCCGACGUCACGAUUUCCGGCGGGGAACAAGGCUGUGCCCUUAAUGCCGCAUGUGCAUGGACGUCACCAAAAGUUGUGAGAUGGAUGCUUGACGAAGGCGCAAGCGUUGAUCUUGAAGAUGGGAUGGGUCGCAGAGUGAUACAUUUUGCGGCGAUGGGCAACCUAGAGCAUUUACAGCUGAUCCUUGGCGCGGGAGGGGACGUUGACAUGUGUGAUAAAGUAGGGAGAUCGACACUCCACUGGGCCGUCAUUGGCGAGGCAUGGCGCCGUCUCGUGAAUCAGGCCGAUAAAGAUGGCUGGACUCCUUUGCUUUGGGCCGCGAGAUGGGUCGGGACACGGAAUAACUACGACGUCAACACUGGUAUACAGAAAAGGAUGAUCCAGCUGCUGUUGGAUCGAGGCGCCGACCCUUGUGUCAGGUCGACGGACGUAGAGAGAAGGUGGUCCGCCGUCAAGCUCGCAAGGUACCAUGGACAGGACCGUGACAUUGUGCAGUUGUUGAUAGAGGCCGAGAAGAAGUUGGCAGACAGCGGAACAGGCGGUAGGUGGGAUGAGCAGUUCCAUGCUUCGCGCAAGGCCAAAGGUUAUGAUGGAUUUUGCGAUGGUUGUUACAAUUAUCAUUGCCAAGUUUUCUGGGACUUUGACUUUUGUUUCAAGUGCUAUCUCAGCAGGGAUCUAACUCAUCCUGGUCAUGGGUUUGAUGAGAACGGGCCUGAGUACGAGGAAGUCGAGGAGCCAGCUGAUGAUGAGAUCAGCGAUAAUACCAUCGAGACUGAGGAUAGCGAUAACGAGUCUGAAGAGGGAACGGAGGAGGACGACGAUGAAACGACAAACAGGAUGAUGUUUGAAGAGAGACUUCCUGACUACAUAUGUCCCUUGCUAUAUGUAUCUUCUUCUUCUCCUCCACUCACACCGACAAUGUCGUUCCUCUUCCGCUGGUGGUCGAGUCCAAAGGACUCGUCGUCAUCAUCAAUUCCUCCGAGCAGCUCCUCACCGGAUGAGCGACAACAGCAAUUCUCUACUCCUCCUCCUCCACCACCUCCUCCUCCUGCCACAGACUCUACAACUACACAGCAACUAGAGACCCAAUUACAGCCACUAUCCCGAAUACCGAACAACCUAAAACUCCUCGUCGGCGGCAGCAUAUUCUUCCUGCUCUCCACCGUCGUGACGCGCCGCGCGCUGCACCGGCGCAGAAUCGCGUCCAUCCCGCCCUUCUACACAGGGUCGAUGUACCACAAGCCGUACGUCAACGGCGCCAUGGAGGCGUUCGAGGCGCUCAACAUCGCCACUAUCAACGUCGUGUCCCUCGCCAUGCUCGGCGUGGGCGGCACCAUGUACGCGCUCGACGUCAACACCAUCGACGACCUGCGCCGGUUGAUGCGUCGCGGGAUGGGCAUCGAAGGCACGCCGGGGCCUAGUGAUCGCCAACUGGAGGAGGAGUUAGAGGAGUGGCUGGCCACCGUCUUGGAUAAGAAGCUGUUGGAGAAGAAGUUGAAGGAAAUAAAGGAACAGGAGGGGGAACAACAGCAACGGACGGAUGAGAAGGAACGAUAG